Drosophila ficusphila is the source of this 2601-nucleotide messenger RNA. Its product is annotated as cilia- and flagella-associated protein 58. The record is from RefSeq and is a predicted model, not a curated record. Gene Ontology annotation, cellular component: cytoskeleton. The transcript is spliced from 7 exons. Bases 1 to 2601 code for a protein of 866 amino acids. Lineage: Eukaryota; Metazoa; Arthropoda; Insecta; Diptera; Drosophilidae.
AUGUCGAAGGCUUCGGGAUCUGAAGAUGAGCCUCUGGUGCCAGAUGAUUUCGAUGAUGAUUUCUACAAGGAAUUAUGUGACAAAAUCCCUGAAGCAACCAAGGCUUUGCGUCAAAAGGACACUCCUAACAAUGCGGAUAAUGUCCAGAGAUUGCUCAUAUGUGGCACUCGCUAUAAAAGCGAUCUUCGAAUGGAGAAGGAACGGUCCCAGGAGUUGCGUAAAGAGAUUGAGAGUUUGGAGGGACGAUUGGAGAAUGCAGCUCGAGUGACCAAGAUGGACAUGGCCACCAUUGAGGAGCUACGAGGGGUCAUAGAGGGUGCUUGGAAGCAGAAGGAUGCUGCACAGAUCCGUGAACAGUCCGCUCAAGAUGAAGUGUUAAGUCUCCGGGAGAAGCUGGACGAAUCGGAGCAAAUGGUGGCCCAUCUCAAUGAGAAGCGGCUGGCCAUGAGCAAACGUGACGAUGGCAAGGAACGUGAGCGUCUUACGGCCGAAAUUGCCGAUCUCAACAAGCGUUUGCAGCUGCAGCGAACUUAUGCCACUGAACUGGACAGCACAAUCGAAGGAUUGGAGGCAAAAAACAAGGAGUUACUCAAGUUGUUGGAUGAAACCUCUAGCGAUGCUUGCAACCUUAAACGUAAGAGCGAUGCUUUAUCCAAGGAACUUUCAACUAUGAAGACCGAAGAGUCCCGAUACCAGGAGCAAAUAUCUCAAAUGAAAUCGGCCAACGAGCACCUGACCAAAGUGAAAGUCCGUCAGAACCUUCAGAUUCUCUCCUUAAAGACGAAUCUCGAACAUUUAAAUACCCAACAUAAUGCCACCAACAACAAGUUGGCCAAGAUUACUGUGGAUCUGGAGUACACAGUUCAGGAAAGGGAUAAGAAUAAGCGGGCUUUGAAUCAACGCAUUAAUCUACUGAAAGUACGGGAGGAUGAGCUGAUUAAAGUGCGCCAGGAUAAUGGAAAAUUGGCUAAAUCCCAGGAAACAAUUGCUCGAAAGUAUGCAGGAUUAGAUGAAUCAAAGCGAGAAGUGGAACAACAGAACAUUCGAUUGAAAACUCAGCUCGGCACCCAGGAUAAAGAACUUGAGUCCAUGCGCAGGGUGGUCCAUCAUUUCGAGAAGAACAAUGAAAACCUGACCAAGGAGCGGGAUUCUUUGAGGCGGGAACUGCAAGCUGAACAUCAACAGCUGGAGCAAAGUAAUGCCCUGCAUCAAGAGGCUCAACACGAAAUCCGUGCUCUCAAGGACACCAUCAGCACUAUGGAUACCAAGCUCAAGAAACUCAAUGAGGACGCAAACAAGCUGAAGAAGGAGAAGACUAAGAAGUUGGAUGAAAUACAGCACUGGAUAGAUAAGCUGGAUGCAUUACAGAAUGAAAUGCACCUAAAGGAGAACUACGAGAUUGAACUGAAGCGCACUAUUAGCGACCUUGAGGCCAAGUGCUCCAAGUUCCAGCAACAACACGAUGUUCUGGCUGCUGAGCGCCAGUCUCUUCAACGCACUGUGCAAGUUGCCGACGAGGAGCGGCAGAAACUUCGCGACCAACUAGUCAAUUUUCAAGCGCUCGUCGAGAAGCUGAAGGCGAAGAUCGGCUACCGGGACUCGGAGUUGUCCAAACUGCAGCUGCAGAUUGAUCGCAUGGAGAAGGAGCGACGCCUGCUGCGGAACGACAUCCGGCACGCUCAACUAGGUCAGCAGCACACCAAGGCGGAGCUGCUGGAUAAGCGCAAGGAGAACGACAGACAUGCCAAGUCGCUGCAGGAGGACGAGCUAAAGUUGGCGCGUCUGCGCAAGGACGUGGACAACCUGAUGAACGAGAAGAACGCGAUCAGUGCGGCUCUGACCAAGCGCAACGAGGAGUACGAGCGACUGAAGCACAGCCAGGAGAACCUCCAAACGGUGUACGAUCAAACCCAGAGGCAGUGCACCCAGUGCCAGGAUGAUAUGCGAUUGAUGGGCGUGGAGAUAAAGAACUUGCGAACGGAAAGGGACGUCCUGAGGGCGGACAGGGAGAGUGCAGCGGAUCUGCGCCAGGAACUGCUCCAAAUGCACCGCAUGCUUAAUCAGGAACGAAUUAAGGCACGCGCCUUGCAGGAUGAGAUGGUCACGCCCAUGAAUGUCCACCGCUGGCGUCUGUUGAGCGGCAAGGACCCGGAGAAGAUGGACCUCCUGGGUCGCAUCAGUAUCCUUCGCAAGCAGCUUCUCCAGCAGAACGUGGCUGCCUUGGAGCAGGAAAGGGCCCUGACUGAAGCCCAACAGCUUUACGGGGCUCUGAGGGAGUUUAUGCUCAAGCUGCCCAGUCAUAAAGUGAGAGCGGAGCUUAAUAGCGUCAAGGCUAAUUUAUCCGCCAAGGAUCGCAAACUCAAGGUUCUCAAGGCCGAACUUAGUGCUAGAGAGGCAGAUGAGAGGUCCAAGAAGGAGAAGCUAGAGGAGAUGCGGGUUAACCUGGCACUCACCAAAACCCAGCUGUUGGAGGAGAAGAAGCACAAGCAGAAACUCCUGGAGGAGAGACAUUUGCUGGAGCAGAUGCACUGCUAUUCGGCGCCAGCCCAACUGCCAAGAACUCUGGGUGCGGGAUUCAAGAUGGUCAGUAAUUUACUUUAA